This is a messenger RNA of Ostreococcus tauri, 996 nucleotides long. Its product is annotated as Ankyrin repeat-containing domain. The transcript has a single exon. NCBI's taxonomy places the organism in Eukaryota, Viridiplantae, Chlorophyta, Mamiellophyceae, Mamiellales, Bathycoccaceae. The record is from RefSeq and is a predicted model, not a curated record. The coding region runs from base 1 to 996 and encodes 331 amino acids.
AUGGCGCCGAUGCGCGACGAUCGACGCGACGCGCGCAUCGCCAAACGCGCUCGACGCUCGGACGCCGAGCUCGAUCACGAUCGACGCGUCCGCGAACGCGCGCGCGCGGCACCGGAUCCGUACGAGUCGGCGCUCAACGCCGCCGCGAGAGGUGCACUCAAUAGUUCGAACGAAUCAGCGCUCGACGCCGUUCGAGCGAGCGUCGAGGGCGACGGCGCGAUCCCCGGACCGUGGACGAUCGCCGGGGCGGCCGCGCGUGGACACCUCGAGAUGAUCGAGUACCUGCGAACGCUCGAACCGCCGUGUGAGUGGGACGAAAAGGCGUGCACGGAGGCGGCGGAGAACGCGCGCGCGGAGACGUUGAAGUACCUGGUGACGAACGGGUGUCCGUCGGGGGCGAUGACGUGCGCGUUCACGGCGAGGAAGGGCGAUCUAGACCUUUUGGCGUGGUUGCGAGAGCGUGGGGUGCCUUGGGACGAGCAGACGACGUCGGGAGCGGCGUACAACGGGCACUUGCACGUUUUGAUCUGGGCGCGCGAGCACGGCUGCAAUUGGAACUGGCGAACGACGUACGAGGCGGCGUAUCACGGAUACCUCGGGUGCUUGAAAUAUGCUCUCGAUCGAGACUGUCCUCUGCCGACCGGGGAUGAUUUGAAUAAGCUUAUCGAGACGGUGAGGAGGCGCGCGGCUGAAGACGACGACGAAGACGAGCCAAACGAGUUCGCGCAAGUUUUGAAGCUCAUCGAUCCGACCGAUCCGUUGAUGAAUGAUUUGCAAAACAUCAUGUCGUUCAUCGAUUCGUACGCGGUUGAGCUCGCACCCGAGGGGGAGUAUCUCGACGUGUGUUUGCGAGCCCAAAGAAUCUUCACAAAACUGAGCGAGAUGAAAUCGGGCAAGUUCGAACGCCGAGACCGGCGCGACUUCAAUGUAAGGCGUGACUUCUUGAAUGAAGUCUUGCAAGUAAGGCGUGACGUCGUGAAUGAAUUCAGACUUUAG